GCAGGGAGAGAAGAAAGCCGAGGCAUAAAAGCUGGAAGAAUCUUUGAAGAAACAACAGCCAGGCAGCCGGGGAGGCAAAGGGCAGGCUGCCCAGAGGCCACUUUUCCUUCUUCCGAGAGUUUACAGCGGGGAGUUUCCUGUCGGUGCGGCUCGCCUCGAUUGUCUCCUGCAAACGCGUGGACCGCGCGAAGUCCAGAACCGGCGCCGGGGCGGGGAGGGGGGGGGCGGCUCGGACGGGCUAUUUCUGCCGAGUUUUGCCGCCAGCGCCCCCAGCUCUGUCACCCCCGCCGUGAUGUGGCUCUCCCGCGGCGUUGAGCUCCAACUUUUCUGAAUGUUUUUUUUUUUCCCCCGGAGCGGGAAUAGCGUAGCAAAAUCAGCAGUUGGGGUAAGCAAUAGUGGGGUGUGGAUGUUUUCCCUGUUGAAGGAAAUAUUCUUGUAACGUCCCAAGAUUCUCUGCUGCUGGCUCUGCUUCCAAGCGGCUUGUCUUUAUGGAUAUGGUGUAGAUGUUAAAAAGAACGAGGUAUAUGCUGUAAAUCCAGGACAUGCGGGAUCGACGACGAGAUGCUUCCUUGUUUAUAUGAAGUGUGUAUCCAGAAAACAUUGGCUCUGAAAGAGUUCAGAAAGAAGUAAAUCAAGUUGGUGCAUAGUGAGUCAUUGGCUCAGCUUGAAAGUGCUUUCAUGACUUGACACUGGGCCCACAUUCACUUUUAAUUCCCUGCAGCCGAGCAAUCUGCAGCUGAGCAAUGGGCCAAAAAAUCUCAGGGAGCAUAAAGUCUGUGGAUGUUCGGGAUCCCCCGUAUAGACCAGUUAAACGAGAACUGAGGGGACCAGAUUUCUGCAAGCCUGCACGAUUGGAUAUGUUGCUGGAUAUGCCCCCAGCCCUCUUGGAGGUCCAGUACAAACAUGCUUGGAACAAUGAAGAUCGAUCCUUAAAUAUAUUUGUGAAGGAAGAUGACAGACUAACUUUUCAUAGACACCCGGUUGCCCAAAGCACAGAUUGCAUCAGAGGAAAAGUUGGCUAUACAAGGGGACUGCACGUUUGGCAGAUUCACUGGCCCACCAGGCAACGAGGAACACAUGCUGUAGUUGGGGUCUCAACAGCAGAAGCGCCUUUGCAUUCUGUAGGAUAUACAUCACUGGUUGGUAGCAAUAGUGAAUCGUGGGGCUGGGACCUUGGACGGAACAAACUUUAUCACAACUGCAAAAACCAGCCUGGAGUAACCUAUCCUGUGUUUUUGGAACCAGAUGAGUCUUUUGUACUUCCAGACUCCUUAUUGGUGGUUUUGGAUAUGGAUGAAGGAACCCUUAGCUUCAUCGUGGAUGGACAAUACCUUGGAGUGGCCUUCAGGGGCUUAAAAGGGAAAAAACUGUAUCCUAUAGUCAGUGCAGUGUGGGGGCACUGUGAAAUUACAAUGAGAUAUAUCAACGGGCUUGAUCCUGAACCUCUACCUUUAAUGGAUCUGUGUCGAAGAUCAAUUCGCUUUGCUCUGGGAAGAGAACGCCUGCAUGAUAUAGAAACUCUACCUUUGCCUCAGUCUCUGAAAAAUUAUUUACAAUAUCAGUAAUAUGAUUCUAGAUCUCUAAAUGGUAGAAAUUGUUUACAUCAGAAUAUAAAUCUUCAUGGUGGAUAUUUUGAGUGUUAUUUAAUUAUUUUUUACAUUUUUUAAAAUCAACCAUGGCAAAAGAUUAUGGAGACUACUAAGAAAUGUGAAAACGUUGAAUUGAUUUAGUUCUUUCAGUAGAAUAAUUGUUGCCUAUACUGUUACACAGCCUCGUUAUGCAGAAUCCAAAGCUUGUUUUCACAGGUAAGAGCUGAAUGUGAAAUGUGUGUUAGGCUAGACCUGAUGUUGGAUGUCUACCUGAUGUGCAAGAAAUGCAAAUAUAACUCCCCAAAGCAGUGUUCAUGCAAGGAAGAUAUUCUUUUGUAUAGGUCACAGUAUCAGCAUGUAAAAGAAAUAAUCACUGUUUGGUGUUUUCCAAAACUCUGGAACAUAAUAUGCCAAACAAUUAGAGUUUCUGUAAUAUCAAUUAUGAUGCAACGUUCCUUAUUCAUGGGAUCUCUUUCUCAUUUUGGAAGGAGAAUGCUCCAGGGAACACAUCACAUUCUAGCGUGCACCAUAGGAAGACAUGGGGGAUCCUUGUGCACAUGGAACAUAGGAGCUGCAUUGGAACUACAAGAUUGUGGCCUCUUACAUUUAGGUGCUCAGACUUUUCAGAAAAUAAUGCUCUUGGUAUAAUAUACUGCCUGCCAUAUUUUAACUUACUUUAUUGAAGAAGGUAGUUGAUCUUGUUUUCCAAAGCAACUCGGCUCAAUCUGCAAAUUAGUUAAGUUAGCUGACUUUCUUAAACUGCUUUUGGUCUUAUAUCUUCAGUAGGAUGGAAUUUGCUCAGAUCAGUCUUUCCCAGCUUAUGACUGAUUAAGCUAAAUAUUAGUUCUUGUUUGGUAUUCUGGUGCAGACCUAUUUUAUUUUGCAAAUAUCAUGCUGCUUUUUCAUUCUUGACCACAUUUUUUUUUAACUUUUUAAGUUCCAAAUACCAGAUUUCCUUUAAUGUGCCUAUGGCAUAAGAGGGUUUGAAUUAACCCACUUCAUGCAUACAUGCAGAGAUUCCAGAGCUCAAAAGUUAGCCAUGCCCUCUGCCAG
This is a messenger RNA of Candoia aspera, 2642 nucleotides long. It is a transcript of the gene SPSB4, whose product is annotated as splA/ryanodine receptor domain and SOCS box containing 4. The record is from RefSeq and is a predicted model, not a curated record. Gene Ontology annotation, biological process: intracellular signal transduction; proteasome-mediated ubiquitin-dependent protein catabolic process. Lineage: Eukaryota; Metazoa; Chordata; Lepidosauria; Squamata; Candoiidae. Gene Ontology annotation, cellular component: SCF ubiquitin ligase complex. The coding region runs from base 744 to 1565 and encodes 273 amino acids. Gene Ontology annotation, molecular function: protein binding. The transcript has 3 exons.